Messenger RNA from Pleuronectes platessa (European plaice), 4945 nucleotides. It is a transcript of the gene itga3b, whose product is annotated as integrin, alpha 3b. The record is from RefSeq and is a predicted model, not a curated record. Gene Ontology annotation, molecular function: integrin binding. Lineage: Eukaryota; Metazoa; Chordata; Actinopteri; Pleuronectiformes; Pleuronectidae. Gene Ontology annotation, cellular component: integrin complex; external side of plasma membrane. The transcript has 26 exons. Gene Ontology annotation, biological process: cell adhesion mediated by integrin; leukocyte migration; cell-cell adhesion. The coding region runs from base 155 to 3331 and encodes 1058 amino acids.
CGCGAGGGGGGGGCAGACGGCUCUCUCUCUCUCUCUCUCAAUGGGGAGGUCUCUGUGAAGCAGCAGCAGCAGCAGCAGCAGCCUACCUGUUGGAGCUCAGUGUCGGACCCACGCUGAUCGUGGAUCUGCGGGAAGCCCAGAACGAACCUGAACCAUGUCUCCCAGACUGUUCCUGUGCGCUUUUGUUUUGGCGACGCACCAGUGGACGCAGCGCUGCAGCGGAUUUAAUAUAGAUGCUCGGUUUCCUGUGAUCAAAGAGGGGAAGACCGAAGGCAGCUUCUUUGGGUUCUCGGUGGCUCUGCACGAACAGACGGCGGGCUCCAGGAAAUACCUGCUUCUUGCAGGUGCACCCAAAGAGAAGGCCAACUCUCUACAAAAUGUCAAUGAAACAGGUGCCGUCUACUCUUGUCCCAUCAGCCUGGACCCCAAGGACUGCUCCAGGAUGGACCUGGUCAGCACAACGAACCCUAAUGAGAUGGUGGAGGGCAUGUGGCUGGGUGUGACAGUGGCCAGUCAGAGGGACAGUCUGUCCAGACGUGUGAUGGCGUGUGGCCAUCGGUACGUGAAGAUCAUCAAAGGUGGCGCUGGGGAGCAGCGUCAGAUGAUAGGGAAGUGCUACGUGAGGAGCAAUGACCUGACCUUUGACCAAGACGAUGACUGGCAGACGUACAGUUACGAGGUCUGCAACCCCAACUUAGACAUGAAUUUCGAGGCCAUGUGCAACAUGGGCAUCUCCGGUGGCAUGACAGACAACGAAAUCUACUUUGGCUCCCCUGGCAGCUUCUUGUGGCAAGGAAAUGUUCAUGCGAUAUGGAGAGAUCAGGAUCCAGCAAAUGCUUGGGACUCCAGAAAUACAGAGUUUGGCCAGCUGAAUAAACGAAACCAUUACAUGGGUUAUUCCGUUGUCGAAGAGAAGAAGCUGCUCAGCCAUGACAGCUACACUGUAGUGACAGGGUCUCCCAGGGAUGAGCACAAGGGCUCCGUGGUGCUGGGGAGAAAGAUGGACAAACUGUUCGACACGGUGCUUGUCAUCCCCGGGGUACAAGUGGGCUCUUACUUUGGAAGCAGCCUGGCUGUCACCGACCUUAACAAUGAUGACUGGAAUGAUCUGAUCGUGGGGGCCCCAUUUUACUUUGACCGUAAGAAUGAUCAUGGUGGAGCGGUGUAUAUCUUCAUGAACGAGAACGGGUCGUUCCAAAAGGAGGCCAGCGUCGUGCUGACGGGUCCGUCGGGGUCCGGGUUCGGCUUUGCGGUUGCUGCCAUCGGCGAUGUCAACCAAGAUGGAUUCCAAGACUUUGCAGUUGGGGCUCCAUUCCACGACACAGGGAAGGUCUACAUAUGGAUGGGAAGUAAAAAGGGGAUCUCGAAGGAGCCCAGUCAGGUGAUUGUAGGUAAGACAUUAGGUAAUGCUGGAUUCCAGACCUUCGGCUACUCCAUCAACGGAGGGAUGGACAUGGACGACAACAGUUACCCUGACAUCUUAGUUGGCUCUCUGGACGACCGCAUUGCCCUGCUCAGAGCUCGACCAGUCAUCCACUUAACUAACAACUUCACUGUUGAGCCGAGGAUUGUGGACCCUAAUAUGUGUCCUGGAGAUACAGCAUGCAUUAAAGUGACGCUGUGCAUGGCUUUCACGCCGAGCAAUGGAAACAAAGACUUCAGGAAAAAUAUAACGGUGAACUACACAGUGGAGGCGGACAUGGAGAGGAGAAGAAGCCCCCGAGUUCGUUUCGAGAACAAUAAAGACGACACAUUCACCGGCUUACUGAGCCUGCCCUCCUCCAAGGCCACGUGUCAAACUCUCAACCUGGUCGUAGUGCAACCUGUGAGUGACAAACUGGAGGCAGUGGUCUUCUCCCUCAACAUGGCUUUACAUGAGCCGAAACCUAAAGCCAAACGCAGCCUGCAGAACCUGGACUUCUACCCAGUCGUGAGCCAGGAGCAGAAACUCACACAGAGAACUGAGAUUGACUUUCAGAAGGAGUGUGGCUCAGACAACAGAUGCAGCAGUAACCUUCAGCUCACGGCUGAGUUUGUAGACAACAAAGAUGAUCCUUACCCCCGGAAGGGCAAAUUCCAGGUAUUGCAGUUCCGCAGCACUAUGAAGAUAAUACGUCUGAAGGUGGAAGUGACUAACUUCCCUUCCGGGGGGAAGCUGGGUGAGGACGCCCAUCAGGCCAUGCUCAACAUCACCCUCCCAGAGGCACUGAGAUACUCUGGCGUCAGGUCAAAGGACAGUGACGUGGUAUGCAGAUUGGAAGACACAGUGAUUUGUGAACUAGGGAAUCCACUCCGAGGCAACGAGAAGGUGACACUCGUCCUCAAGCUUGAAACAUCAGGGAUUAAUCUGAGCACACAAGAGAUCCUGUCUCAUCUGCUUCUGUCCACUCUCAGUGAACAGAGCGACCUGAUGCCUGUGCCUGUGGCCCUGCUGAUUGAAAACACCAUCCGACCAACUUUAUCCAUAGUGAACCCCUUCGUGCAAACAAAAUUCGGUGGGACAGUGAUGGGCAUGAUGGCCAUGGUCAACACCAGUGACGUGGGCAGUCUGGUGGAGUUCACCUUCGAUGUGGACAUGAGGGGCCAGCCUCUGGGAGACCUGGGGACCCUGGCUGUUGAGUUUGAUUGGCCCUUUGAGGCGGCCAACGGCAAGUGGCUGCUGUACCUGACGAAGAUUGUCGUCAUGGGGGAAUCGGAGACGGAAUGUAACCCUGCUGAAUCUGCUGUCAACGUGCUGAACCUCACUUUGUCAGGGAGUGGACCAAAGCGCACCAGGCGGCAGAUCGAGGUGGGCGACGCUCGUGACGCGACCCAGCCACAGAUCAUCGAGCCACAAGCUGCAAUCUCGGUGGGCACUCAUCGAAAAGAGUCCCACCUAUUGGAAUGCUCCAAGGGGACGGCAAGAUGCGUGAAGUUUACCUGCCCACUGCAUAACAUGACAGACUCAGCCAAGAUUCAUGUGCGGUCACGUUUGUGGAACAGCACAAUGCUAGAGGACUUUUCCAACGCUCUGAGAGUGACAGUCAAAGGGGAAGCCAAACUGAAGCUCAUUACCGAUAAACCAACCAUCAAGCUUGACAGUGAUCCCAUCAUGUUCACAGUGGAAAUAGAGCCAGAGGAGGGAGUGGAAGCACCCUACGAGCUCCCGCUGUGGAUCAUCAUCUUGGCAGCAGUCGCAGGAGUUCUACUGUUGGGAAUCAUAAUUAUUAUACUGUGGAAGUGUGGCUUCUUCCAGAGGGCCAGCACGAGGGAGAUGUAUGAGGCCAAGUCCCAGACGGCUGAGAUGAAGAUCCAGCCAUCUGAGACAGAGAAGUUGACUGAGGACUACUGAGGCCCCUGGGGGUCCCCAAACAGCACACACCAGUGGGGCUUCUGGCUUGGAUUCUUUAAGCGGGAGCUCUACUACCGGAUGAUGCCAAAGCACCAGGGGGUGAAAAUUCGCAAGGCUGAGCGCUAUCAGUUCAAUCUGGGAUUUCAGCCCGAGGAGCCACAGAAAAAGUAUUGGAUCACCAACUGGACAGAGAUGCAGCGUUACUACUACUGAGGCCUUAACUCUGAACCCUGAACCACUCCUUGUCACACGGGCUCGGGGCCAAACAAAGCGCACUGGGUUCCGUUGAGCAACAUGGACUUUGCAGUGCAUGGACCAUGGACAAAGCCCUGAAACUGUUUUUAGUUUUUUAUUUCCAUUAGAUUUCAUUGACUCUAUCAGUGCAAUAUACUGAACAUUUUUGUUUCAGAGAUUGUAAUUUCUUAAGUAUUUUGAAUAUUCGAAGAAUGCUGUGUUGUACGUUGGAAUUGGGGUUGCAUUCAGGAGUAAUAUGUAAACUGUUUUGGUUCACGUUGCAGGAUUUUAUGUACCGAACUCUGUGUUUGCAUUGAAUACUUUACUUUAUUUUCAUUUUUUUAGCAAACUUACUGGACAUUCCUCAUGUUUAUUUUGCACCAUAUCGGUUUUUUCUUUAUUUGCUGUGAUUGCUCAUGCGCUUCUCAGCUGCCAGGCAUAGCGGGUUUAUAACCUAAAUCAGUCCUUUUUUUUCAACUGCACUUAAAAUAUAUUGACAAAUAUCUUUUUUUUCCAUGUCUUUGUUUGGAUGGCAUCACAUAGACCAGCGUCUGAACUGUAGCUGUGGUUGAACUCUCAUUUGCAGAAUGGGACUUUGUAGUAUUCAAACAGACGUAGAAAUAUUGCUUACCUAAAUUCAGAGAGGUACAGAGAAAAAGUGGUACACAGCCGCGAGCUAUAAAGUUUUAUAGCCCAGCUGGACAUGUUUUAAUUGCCCCUUUGAAAAUUCCAUUCCUUUAAAAACUUCCAAGCACCUCAGCAACACAUUGAAAAAAUGAUUUUUGUUUGUCUAGAAUUAUCCAACAUUUGACAUUGAGAUCAUUGGAUCACUUGAUUUUUAUUUAUUACACUCUUUUGUGUUAUUACCGUAAAGAACCUACCUGGAUAUCUUUAAAUAUAUCCCACACAGGGAGUCGCAACACUGGAUUAAAGAACACACGGUAUUAUGUCUGUGUGGAGAUAUGAUAUUUUAAGCUUCAGCAUUAAUAGCUGCAUCAUAAAUUGUACAUAGUGACAAGUUACGCUCAGUUAACUCUUUGAAUGAAUGCAUAUAUGAUUGGCCUUUGUUGUGUUACUGUGCCCAAGCUUUUUGUACAAGACAGUAAGAGGACACUCUGGCCGACCCGCAGCACUGAGGAUGUCCUGGAUCAGGAGAAGACGAGUCACUGAAUCGUCUCUGAAAGGACCGAGCAUUACAUUGCUGCUCUGGUCCGUGCUACCUAAGAGCCCACAGCUCCCCUGUGGUGACAGUGGCCAUUACAGAGGCUCCACUGACUCUGAGUGAAGAGGGAACGGCUGACUGCACAAACUCUGUCCUCUGUGGUGGUGUUGUUGUUUUCUAUCUGUACAGUUUCAGUGGAAUUAAAUUGUUUUUCACGA